Messenger RNA from Blepharisma stoltei, 2676 nucleotides. The record is from the annotation of a GenBank genome assembly. NCBI's taxonomy places the organism in Eukaryota, Ciliophora, Heterotrichea, Heterotrichida, Blepharismidae.
AUGCAAUUAGCAGACGCAACUCAAAUCCUAUUUUCCAGCUCAGUCACCUUAAGAAACGUCAAAGAGCACAAGUUUCUCAAAUCCAACAACGCUGACGGCCUAGUCACAGCCACAGGUCUACACCCUUUAAUUUCAUACUCUGAUUCAGAAUCUUCCCAACAAUUUAUCAUAAUUAAUUCUCAAAACAAAGACUACAAAGGCCUAGUCACUUUCGGCUCAGCCAUAUCUCUCACAACCCCAAAUGGCGGCUACCUCUCCUUCAACGCUAACCGUGAGGUAAAAAUCGAAAAAAGUGAGUCAGCCGCCAACAAUAAACUUGUGAAAUGGACCAUUUUCAGUGCAAAUAACCCAGGCAUUAAAAGACCUGUGACUUGUUAUGAUGAUAUUGUAUUGAAAACUCCUUUUGGCGAGCUCAUUGUGGACGCAUCUGGGGUGGUUUCUGCAAAUGGCCAAGGAUCAUGCCAAGAAAGCACGUGGAAAAUUAUGAGGGCAAAUGUGCCUUUUAUUCCUGACUGGGUAUAUACGAGGCCUAAUUUAAACCAUAAUGAUUUAGUCCUGAAUAGAAGUCCAUAUACUGAAGUUUCUAGUAAAGGCUUGUCCUUUAGAAGAAGAACAUUCCCUGAAGAAGGCAAAAACCUUGAGAAUUUCCCUAUUGCUGGCCAAGAGCAGCUUCUUCUUGAAGAUCUUUUAUUUUCUUUGCAUAGUAUUGAAGGGACCUAUAUAAAAAGGAAGCAAGAAGAAAAUGAUGAUUCUAAAGUCUUCACAUUUGCAGUGGAGCCUUAUUUAGAUAAGCCAACCUGUGAUGAGUCUCUUUUAUAUCUUAUCAGCAAAAUCCUUCCCCUCUGUGCAUACCAUGACCAAGUCUCUACUUUUUUAAAUAUCCACUCAAAUUAUGCCUUUGGCUUAGUAAGCCACGCCCUCUGCGAAGCAAUUUCUUCAUUAUUAAAAGAAUACAGCUUAAAAAUCACUCAAAUUGAUGCAGAAUAUAUAAAAGGGGACAUGACGAUCCAGAAACUGUGGUUUUAUUUGCAGCCGUGCUUGAGGACUAUGGAAAGUUUGACUAAAUUUGUAAAUGAGGCUGAAAACCUAAAAGGAGGAGCUAUGCUUAAUGAAAUUUAUAGAUGUAUGACGUCAGCUAGUGACCCUCAAAAUAAAAGGCUAUUCAGUUUUUUGAUGGAAAAAUCGUCAGUGCCUUAUUUAGAGAUGCUGAGUACGUGGAUACAUUAUGGAGAAAUUGAUGACCCUUAUGAAGAAUUUUUGAUAAAAGAACAAAAAGAGCAUAGCAAAGAAAAUUUGAAUAGGGAUUUUAAUGAUAAUUAUUGAGACAAGAGGUUUGAAUUUAGGGAAUCACAAGUGCCGCUAUUCCUACAAAAACUGACUGGAAAAGUGCUUUUUACUGGAAAGUAUUUGAACGUUAUUAGGGAGUGCGGAAAAACUGUGGAGUGCCCAUAUGCAGAUGAGCUGGAUCCGAAAAAGAAUCCGAAAUUGCUAUCAAAUAUAGGGAAUCAUAGAGAUUUUAUCGAGCCAAUAGAGCAUGCGUAUGAGUGGGCUUCACAAAGGCUCUUAUCUUUGAUUUUAGAAGAAGAGCAGCUAAUAAGCCGAUUGAAAUCUAUCAAGCAUUAUUUCUUUUUAGAUCUUGGAGACUUUUUCGUCCAUUUUAUGGACAGUGCUGAAGAUGAGCUGGCUAAGCACAUAAGAAUGGUCUCACGAGAAAAACUUGAAUCAUUACUUGACCUCUCUUUAAGAACCUCCUCUGCAAAUUUUGAUAAAUUCAAAGAAGACGUGACCUGUGAGCUUCAAUCUUACACUCUUCUAGAGCAGCUUUACGCUAUGCACAAUAUUUGUGGAAACUUAAAGCCCAAUACUGAAGCUUCCCCAAUAUUUACUGUAGCUCAAAGUUUCAAAGGUCUUGAAGCUUUUGUUCUUGACUACAAGGUAAGGUGGCCUCUGACACUAAUUAUUUCUCACAAAGCAUUAAUGAAGUACCAGCUGAUAUUUAGACACUUAUUCUUCUGCAAAUGGGUGGAAAGACAGCUGUGCAGCACUUGGCUUCUGCAUCAGUCUACAAAAGAAUUAGACGUCCAAGGUGCUUUUUCAGCCUCAUAUUGUCUCCGCCAGAGGAUGCUUCAUUUUGUCAAAAAUUACGUCUAUUAUAUGGAAGUCGAAGUCCUUGAAGAAAAAUGGCACAGUUUUAGUGAAAAAUUAAAAACUGCGACUACAAUUGAUGAAAUCAUGAAUUUCCAUACAGUUUUUCUAGACGAGUGCUUAAAAGAAUGCUUGCUAAUGGAUUACGAACUUUUUAUGGUCCUCAACAAAACUAUAUGGUCUUGUGCAUAUUUUGCCGAAAUGGUUCAAAAAUACAUAGACAGUGCCAAGGUGGAGGACCCGCUUUUCAGCCAAGUCAUAGGAUCAGAUUUAAGCAGGCCUAAAUCUACAUAUUCAGAAAAAAGAUCAGCCAAAAUAAAAGAAGAGUCAUCAGUAACCGGCAAAGUUCUGGCUAAAAAACGAUACAAUUUAAUGAUAGAAGAAUAUUCUAAAAGAUUCGACGAAUUUUUAAAGCAGUUUUUACAAAUAAUUCAUAAAAGCAGGAGCAGAAGUGAAGUGCAUUUGAUUAAUUUGGUGAUUAGGCUUGACUAUAAUGGGUUUUAUUCACAGAAGCUAUUAGAAGAAAAAUAA